AUGUCUUCCGAAAGGCUGAAAGUUAAAAAUGGACCACGUGAUUAUAUUUGCUUAAUUCUUUUGUUUAUUAUUAAUUUAAUUAAUUACAUGGAUCGAUUUACAGUUGCAGGUGUUUUGACACAAGUUCAAGCAUUUUUCUCGAUUGAUGACACCGGAGCAGGUUUAUUACAAACAGUAUUUAUUAUAUUUUAUAUGGUAGUUGCACCCUUAUGUGGUUUUCUUGGCGAUCGAUAUAAUCGGAAAUGGAUAAUGGUUAUUGGUAUAGCAGUUUGGAUUAUUGCUGUAAUGGCAUCAUCUUUUGUACCUGCUAAUCUAUUUUGGUUAUUUCUAUUAUUAAGAGGUGUUGUUGGUAUUGGUGAAGCAUCAUAUGCGACAAUUGCGCCAACAAUAAUUGCUGAUAUAUUUUCAAUACCAAUACGCAGUCGAGCAAUUAUGUUUUUCUACUUUGCUAUACCAAUUGGAAGUGGUAUGGGUUAUAUUGUAUCAUCGAAUAUUUCCUCAUUACUUGGUGGUUGGCAAUGGGGCAUUCGAGUGACACCAUUUCUAGGAGUUUUAUCUAUUGUAUUUAUCAUUUUGAUUAUGAAUGAACCAAAACGUGGCGAAGCAGAAAGUGUUGUUACUAAUAAUAUAAAACGAACAUCAUAUUGGGAAGAUAUUAAAGCAAUUUGUAAAAUUCCAACAUAUGUUAAUGCGACACUUGCUUAUACAUCAGUAAUAUUUGCAACUGGGACAUUGUCAUGGUGGGGACCAGCAGCUGUUGAACAUUCUAUUGCUAUGAAAGAAAAUUUAAAUAGUACUAGUGAACUUAGCAGUGAACAAAAAAAUAGUAUAACACUUAGUUUUGGCAUAAUAACAGUAGCUGGUGGUAUUUUGGGUGUUUCAACUGGUACAAUGCUAUCACAGCUUUGGUCACAAGGUAAAUUAUGCUGUAAACCUAUUAAAACAGUUCGAUCUGAUGCAUUAGUAUGCGCUAUUGGAUCAUUAUUUGCUAUACCAUUUCUAUUUAUGGGCUUACAUUUUUGCGCCACAAACAUUACUCUUGCAUGGAUAUUCAUCUUUUUGGCAGUCGUAUCAUUAUGCUUAAAUUGGGCUAUAAUUAUCGAUAUGCUUCUUGAUAUAAUUGUACCACAGCGACGAUCAAUUGCAAAUUCAUGGCAAAUUCUUAUAUCACAUUUAUUUGGUGAUGCUUCUGGACCAUAUAUUGUUGGCUUGGUAUCUGAUUGGAUACGAGGCUCAGAUGACACACCAACUGCAUGUUUUCAAUCAUUAAUUAAAGCAUUUUAUAUACCUAAUAUUAUAUUAAUUAUUAGUGUUUUAUUAUUCGUUGGUGCUGCAAUAUCAUUUGUUCAUGAUCGAAAUAAAUUUUUACAACAAAUAGGUUAUUAUUCAAAAUAUGAUUAUUCGAGUGCAAAAUUUAAUGGCAACGAAGUGAAAAUUGGAAAUGGUGCAAGAAAUGAUGCAUUUCAAUAA
Messenger RNA from Brugia malayi, 1470 nucleotides. RefSeq lists its product as uncharacterized. Gene Ontology annotation, molecular function: transmembrane transporter activity. Gene Ontology annotation, biological process: transmembrane transport. The coding region runs from base 1 to 1470 and encodes 489 amino acids. NCBI's taxonomy places the organism in Eukaryota, Metazoa, Nematoda, Chromadorea, Rhabditida, Onchocercidae. The record is from RefSeq and is a predicted model, not a curated record. Gene Ontology annotation, cellular component: membrane. The transcript is spliced from 11 exons.